AUGAGUGGAAACAAUCCAAAAAGUAUAGCAGAUGCAGCAAAGCUUUGUGAAAAAGUAGGAUAUGAUGAAAUAAAUUUGAAUGUAGGAUGUCCUUCUGAUAGAGUUUAAAAUGGAAAAUUCGGCGCUUGCUUAAUGAAAGAGCCAACUUUAAUAGCAGAAAUUAUGAGAGAAAUAAAAAAGGUUUGCUCGAUUCCUUGUACAGUAAAAUGCAGAUUAGGGGUUGAUGAGUUCGACUAAUAUGAAUUUGUUCAUUAGUUUGUGAAAGUAGUUUCAGAAGAAGGUUAAGUAGAACAUUUUAUUAUUCAUGCAAGAAAAGCCUUUUUAAAAGGGUUGAAUCCAGCUUAGAAUAGAAAUAUUCCACCUUUAAAAUAUGAUUAUGUUUUAAGAUUAAAAAAAGACUUUCCAAAUUUAAAAUUUACUAUUAAUGGGGGGUUCAAAACUUACGAAAGUAUUGAAGAUAUUUUAAGAGAUGAAAAUUAAUUGUAUGGAUGUAUGGUAGGAAGAUUAGCUUAUGAAAAUCCUUGGAAACUUUCAGAUGUAGAUAGAAGGUUUUUUGGAAAGAAAAACCCAGGACUAUCUAGAAAAUAAAUUUUAGAGGAAUGGGGAAAAUAUGGAAAAUAUGUCUAAGAAGAAGAAGAAAAUAAUUUGAAUUAUAGUACCCUUAAUAAGCCUAUAAUCAAUUUAUUUGCUGGUGAAAAAAAUAAUUCUAUUUACAGAUAGUUUUUAAGUGAUAGAAGUUUUUUUAAGAAGUUUGAAAAUUAUUAGAUUUAUAUAUAAAAUUGCAUUUAAGAAUAUGAAAAAAUAAAUCCUGAAGCUAUGAAUUAAAAGCCUAUAACAGAUGAGGCGGUUGAAAAUAAUUUAUCCUGCUAACUUAUAAAAGAAGAUAAAUUUUUAAAUUAUAAUAUAAAAAAAAAUGAUAAUAAAAAAAAAAUUAUUUAAAAUGUAUGA
Messenger RNA from Ichthyophthirius multifiliis, 948 nucleotides. RefSeq lists its product as hypothetical. Gene Ontology annotation, molecular function: tRNA dihydrouridine synthase activity; flavin adenine dinucleotide binding. Lineage: Eukaryota; Ciliophora; Oligohymenophorea; Hymenostomatida. The record is from RefSeq and is a predicted model, not a curated record. The transcript is spliced from 3 exons. Gene Ontology annotation, biological process: tRNA dihydrouridine synthesis.